CCCCACCUCCUCCCCCUCGUCCCCUAUACUCCGCUUCUCCCUUUGCAGUGAUUGUCACACUUUGUUUACUACGGCUUGAAAUGUGACUCACAACAGAGGCUGUCUGCUGGAGGACCGCUCUGACAAAGCGAAGGAUUUCUUUUCUUGACGCGCGCCGUGCGUCUUGAUUAUUUUUUUGGAGGGGACACAGGUUUGUGGAGACUAACCCUUCUGCCAUGUCAGUGGAUUUGUUUGCGCUUUUAUCCGCCCUGGUCAUCACAUCCUCUGCGAUGGAAGAAACCUUGAUGGACACUCGGGUGGCCACAGCAGAACUGGGCUGGACGGCGUAUCCCAACUCUGGGUGGGAGGAGGUGAGUGGCUAUGAUGAAAACCUCAACACUAUCAGGACCUACCAAGUCUGCAAUGUAUUCGAGCCCAGCCAAAACAACUGGCUCCUCACCACCUUUAUUGAUCGCCGUGGUGCGCAGCGCAUCUAUGUGGAGAUAAGAUUCACUGUACGUGACUGCAGCUCCAUUCCAAAUGUCCCUGGCUCCUGCAAAGAGACGUUUAAUCUCUACUACUAUGAAACUGAUUCUGUCAUUGCCACCAAAGGAACAGCCUUCUGGAUGGAGGCCCCCUACCUCAAGGUGGACACUAUUGCUGCAGAUGAAAGUUUCUCUCAGGUGGACUUUGGCGGGCGCCUAAUGAAGGUCAACACAGAAGUGCGCAGCUUUGGCCCGCUUUCUAAAAACGGCUUCUACUUGGCCUUUCAGGACUACGGCGCCUGCAUGUCUCUGCUGUCCGUCAGGGUGUUUUUUAAGAAGUGCCCGAGUGUGGUCCAAAACUUUGCAAUCUUUCCAGAGACCAUGACAGGGGCAGAAAGCACCUCCCUUGUCAUUGCCAGAGGAAUCUGCAUCCCAAACUCAGAAGAAGUAGAUGUCCCGAUAAAGCUCUACUGUAAUGGAGAUGGAGAGUGGAUGGUUCCCAUUGGUAGCUGCACAUGCAAGGCCGGCUUUGAACCUGACAAUGGCAACGUUUGUCGUGCAUGCCCACCAGGUACCUUCAAAUCAACCCAAGGUCCAGGUCUUUGUCUGCAGUGCCCUUCCAACAGCCGAUCCACAGCUGAGGCUGCCACAAUCUGUGUUUGCCGCAACGGCUACUACCGUGGCGACGCUGAUCAGCCGGAUGAACCUUGCACCAGUGUUCCAUCCAGCCCAAGGAAUGUGAUCUCUAUUGUGAAUGAGACCUCAGUGAUUUUGGAGUGGCAUUCUCCCAGGGAAACUGGUGGCCGGGAUGAUGUUGUCUACAACAUAGUGUGCAAGAAGUGCCGAGCUGACCGACGCUCCUGUUCCCACUGCGAUGACAACGUGGACUUUGUUCCUCGACAGCUGGGUCUGACAGAGACCAGGGUCUUCAUCAGUAACCUGUUGGCUCACACUCUCUAUAGCUUUGAGAUACAAGCUGUCAACGGUGUCAGCAACAAGAGCCCAUACCCAGCACAGCAUGUUACCAUAGACAUCACCACCAACCAGGCUGCCCCAUCAAUUGUUCCCAUUAUGCACCAGAUCAGCUCAACCAUGAACAGCUUCACACUAUCAUGGCCUCAACCAGAACAACCCAAUGGCAUCAUCCUUGACUAUGAGCUCCGCUACUAUGAGAAGGACCAUGCAGAGAUCAACUCGACUGUUCUGCGAAGCCAAACCAACACUGCACGUGUGGAGGCCCUCAGGCCGGGUACAGUUUACGUGGUACAGGUGCGGGCACGGACUGUGGCCGGCUUUGGCAAAUACAGCAGCAAGAUGUGCUUCCAAACCCUCACAGAUGAUGACUUCAAGUCUGAGCUGAGGGAACAACUUCCUCUGAUUGCGGGGUCAGCAGCUGCUGGAGUGGUCUUUAUUGUUUCGCUUAUUGCUAUCUCCAUCGUGUGCAGCAGGAAAAGAGCAUACAGCAAGGAGGCGGUGUACAGUGACAAGCUGCAACAUUACAGCACAGGAAGAGAACUCUCUUUGCGAGCCGACAUGUCUAACUGCCCCUCCCCACUGGGCUGCCCGACCCACUUCUCAGGCUCUCCGGGAAUGAAGAUCUACAUUGACCCCUUCACUUACGAAGACCCUAACGAGGCAGUGCGAGAAUUUGCCAAGGAGAUCGAUGUCUCCACUGUCAAGAUUGAGGAGGUCAUCGGUGCAGGAGAAUUUGGAGAAGUGUACAAGGGUCGUUUGAGGCUACCUGGUAAGAGGGAAAUUUAUGUGGCCAUCAAGACCCUGAAGGCUGGCUACGUGGAGAAGCAGAGGCGAGACUUCCUGUCCGAAGCCUCCAUCAUGGGCCAGUUUGACCACCCUAACAUUAUCCGUCUGGAGGGUGUCGUCACAAAAAGCCGUCCAGUCAUGAUCGUCACAGAGUUUAUGGAGAACGGUGCCCUUGACUCGUUCCUUAGGCAAAACGAUGGUCAGUUUACGGUAAUCCAGUUGGUGGGAAUGCUUCGUGGGAUAUCAGCAGGGAUGAAAUACCUCUCAGAAAUGAAUUAUGUCCAUCGUGACCUGGCUGCACGAAACAUCCUUGUCAACAGCAACUUGGUAUGCAAAGUUUCCGACUUUGGCCUGUCACGCUAUCUGCAGGAAGACACGUCAGAUCCCAGCUACACAAGCUCUCUGGGUGGGAAGAUCCCAGUAAGGUGGACAGCUCCAGAGGCCAUCGCUUAUCGAAAGUUCACCUCAGCCAGCGAUGUGUGGAGUUACGGUAUUGUCAUGUGGGAGGUGAUGUCAUUUGGAGAGAGGCCUUACUGGGACAUGUCCAACCAGGAUGUGAUCAAUGCUAUUGAACAAGACUACCGUUUGCCCCCACCUAUGGACUGCCCCAGCGCCUUACACCAAUUGAUGCUGGACUGCUGGCAGAAAGACCGCAACGUACGACCUCGCUUUGCAGACAUUGUCAGCACCCUCGACAAAAUGAUCCGUAACCCCACCAGCCUAAAAGCUGUAGCCAACAUCCCUGCUGUGCCUUCUCAGCCACUGUUGGACAGAUCCAUACCCGACUUCAACACCUUCAGUUCGGUAGAGGAUUGGCUUGCUGCCAUCAAGAUGAGCCAGUACAGAGACAACUUCCUCAACUCAGGCUUUACCUCACUGCAGCUUGUGGCUCAGAUGACCUCAGAAGAUCUGCUUAGAAUAGGAGUGACCUUGGCAGGCCACCAGAAGAAGAUUCUCAGUAAUAUCCAGUCAAUGAGGGUGCAGAUAAGCCAGUCACCCACAACGAUGGCAUGACUGCAGGGGGCGCUGUGCCACGGAACGGGCAGCAUUCGGAUGGCCAACAACAGCAGCCCCCGAAUGACCCCCGAUCCAUCGGAACGCGCCAGAGUCGAGACUAUCGUCCUAAUCUAAACCCUUACCAUGGCUACAGGAAACCAGGGUUUGUGCUACCACAUAGAAAACAGUUGUCACACCUCAUGCAAUCCAACACAUGCAUUCAGGGUCCAUGCCUGGCACUUUUUUCUCUAUUCAUCACAAAAGGAAGACAAAGACCAAUCUAGUGGUUACCAUCUACAUUUGUGUCAUUGUAAACCAAACGUCUCCUAUAAUCAGACAUCAGCACAGGGAACAACUCACAAAUUCUGCCGUUGUGGUAAGACAGUUGAUAUUGUGCUUCUAUAUUACCCGAACUAAAACACGUUACAAUUGUAGACACAAAUGGGAGACAUUUAGAAACUGUGAACUGUGGUUUUUACCCUUACCAUUGUUAGUGUGCAAGAUGAAGAUGCCUUGACCUGGCAGGAAAGAAGAUGCAGACAAAGAAGCAACUACAAGGAGACCUAACUAGAUGAAGAUGUAUACAGGGAUGUACAGUGGAGCACCAAUUUCAACUUUUUCAUUUUUUUUGCUUGUUUAAAGAUUUGUAUUAUUGUAUUAUAAAUGAACAAAUUCAGAGCUUAGUAAUAUUUUUGUCUUUUACCAUCUGUUUUCUUGUGUUGCCACUAUAGCAAGAUGCUGCCCACUUGUCUCUUAACUUAAACACUACCUGUGGAGGUCCGGUUGGAAGGCCUUAUGUAAAGGGCUUUUUAACCAUCUCCACCAAGAGAAUAUAAAUAUGUUUAUCUCUUGCUAAAUAUGAUUAUAUCGUUCAUAAUAAACCUUCAUAUUGAAGGUGUUACAUAUGAAUAUGUAUGUACAGAACUCUCUGCUUGCAUUUUUGGCAAAGAUAUGUUGACUAGAUUGUGAUAGACACAUGCAAUGUGUAGUUUCCUGUAAAUCCCUGGUUUCCUCAUAGCUGAACAACGGACAAUUGGUUGAACAUCUUCAUGUUCAAGUGGCUCCCUGAUGACUUUUCUGACUGAAUCCUAACUGAUGAAAAUGUAAAUUGAACAUGGGUAAAGAACUGUUAUUGUAGAGCUGUAUGAAAAUUGUUGUAGGAGUAAAAAUAUUGGGAUAAAAAUAUUUUACUGGAGAUCAUGUUAAAUGUGGGUGUACACAUGCCGUCUUUUGCUGGUGAGCACUUACAUGUACAGAUAUGUUUUAUGUUCCAUUUGCGUUUUUAUAUAUUGCUUGUGUUGGGACUGGUCAACAGGGUUUAAUGCUAAAUUAAGGAUUGUGGCUUGGCUGACCCAAACUCAUAAUAAGCAGCUGCUGAUCAUAGAAAACAGUAAAACAUACAUAUACAUUUGCAAUAAAUUACCCUGGCAGUGUUUUUUUUUUUUUACCUUGAUUCUCAAGACACACUGCCCAGCACGUUUUAGAUGGUUCCCUGCUUCAACACACCUGAUUUUAAUUAAUGGUUGACCAACAGGCUUGAGCUGAACUGCAAUCAUCGGAAUCAGGUGUUUUGAAGUGGCGUCACUUCUACAACAUGCAGAGCAGUGUGCGUUGAGGACCAGGGUUGAAAAACACUGCUCUGUGUCUAGAGUUUUAUUUUGGGGUAAAUUCUAAGUGAUGUAAAUAUCUUAGCUGAGGCGAGACUUUCUGCAAAUUUGAAAUGCAUGAGGGAGCAGCUAAUCAAGGCAUUGGAAAUCAGGAUGAAUCAGCGUCCCUUCCUUUCACAGUGAAAAUUAACAUCUGGGCUGAGGUUUGCCGACAGGCACCCAGUGCCAUUUCAAUGAAUACAGUCUUAAACAGCCCUCAAGAGCACACUGCUCACAAUAAAACAGGACCUCAUAGAUGCUGCUGUAUUUAGGCUGCUGGGUCUAUCUACGCAACCUCACUGUAUGUAUUGUAGAUAGUGCUCUGUUAAACUGCUCUGUUUUACAUAAUCACAAAGACUAAGCUACAUCAUUCAUAAGGACGUACUGAAAACUGCAUAUAAAAUUACUCCUCACCUUUAUAUUUUUUAGUCUAGUGUGGGUGAUUUUUUUAAUGCAGUUUGAUCAGGUACUAUGAUGUUUUAUAACAAAAGUCUUAAUGCUUAAUAUUGUACAACAUACAUUCACCCUUAACUGGCUACCCUUAACAUGGGUAUUAUUGGCAUAAUACUUCUUAUUUAGUCAUUAUUAAACAAUUAAUAUUUGAUAUUGUGAAUCGACAUUUUUUAAGAGUUUUCUCAAUUGUUUCACGUUGCAAUCCAUCACUUCCAUGAGUUUUAUUCAACAAGUGAAAAGUGCUUAAUAAUGACUAAUUAACACGGAAUAUGCAACAAAGAUGUAUGCUAAUAGAGAUCUAGAUCAUGAAUCAUUUGUAUACCGUAAUAUUGUGUUGCCAAAACUUUGGCUGGUGACUGGUACUGGGUUAUUUGAGCUGUGUGAUAGCAAAAUACCAUUUAUAUUAUUUAGCAAAUUAACUACAUCCAAUCCUCUCACAGUUAUAGUCUGUUUCUUCUCCUUUUUCAGUCGUGCGCUCUCUUUCAGGCCACUCUAGUUUGCUGGCCAGCCUCCAGAUCAUUUAUCCUUGGUUUAACCAAGCUGUCCAAGGCACUGUCUGGGGCUUAGCUAGGCCAUUGCUGGCCAAAGAAAUAGUUGGCUCCAUGCUUCAGUGGGCCCAGGCAGGGUGCAAACACCUGCUAGGACCCCUGUCUGACAGGCAUCUGAUCAGCAAUGGGGGAGGGAGACUGAUGGGGCCAUUUAAAUGGAGAAAAACACACAGAAACAGUAACCCCUCUUAAUGUGGUUCUAGAAUAUGCUCCUAAAUUUUGUGUUUUUUGAGAUAAAACAUGACAAAUCGUGUGCAAAAACGGUAGAAAGAGGCUGAGAGGCUGUUGAGAGGAAGGCCAGUUUGCAUGACAUUAAAGAGGAGGAAUAGAUUAAUUCAGAAUGUGUCUUAGCUGAAACUGUGGUUUAUGCUGCAAUAUCCCUUUUAAUAUGUAAAUGCUAAUUUCUUUGGUUAGGUUUGGGAAUGAAAAGUAUUGUAAUUAAGCAACUGUAUUGCCCUUUGGACAAAAUCAAUUGCAUUUUGUUUUAACUCGCUAAGUCAUUAAUUUACUAACUAAAUAUAAUAACAUGUUCCUUAAUACAGGCUUAGAUACCUCCUACUAAAACCCAUUUCAUCAAUUUGAAUGUAUUAGUUCUCUAUUCAGCUCAGUCAUGUGUGUUUGCUUUUCAGCCCAUACUCUUGUGAAUGAGAUGGUGAAUGUAUUCAUUAUCUAACUGUGCAAUUGUUUUAGCCUCAUUUGCUCUGUUUGUCUUAUGAAAUAUCUAACUGUAUAGUGACACUUCAGUGUGAUGAAUGGAGAGAUGGUUUGCAGUCCCUCUAUGAAAGGAGGUUUCUACAGAAGCUAUUCCGCACAUACUGAUAUAAAACACAAGAGGAAAGCUAGUUAAGCAUUUCAUGGUGGCGUAACUGCUUGAAGAGUGGCCAGAUACCCGUUUAGUUACUGGAAUCAUGCCUCGCUUUUAUAUUUCAACCAUAUACACCUGAAAAUGGCCCGACAUGACUUUCAGCAAAGGAUAUGCUCACUUCAUCAUUGUUUCACCUUCUGUUUCAGUCUGGCUUCUCAAAGAUUUACACACAAAUAAAACACAGUACUUCACAUCCAUGCAGAUGCAUCCAAACACUGUGAGUAUAUGAAAAAGAAGAGUUUAUGUGGUCAGCCAGGGAGGAGGAAGACCAAAUGAAAUUGACCUUUUCCCAAAUAUAGUUGCAAUCUCUCUCUUUGGUACAGAUUUAAUGAGAGAAGGGAUUGUGAGUGCACAUGUCAUUAUUUUUUCAUUUCUGUGAGGGACAGUGGGUGUGUGUAUUGUGCAAAUCAAACACAGUUAUGUGUACAGAUGUUGUGUGCACAGGUACAAUGUUGAUGAGUAUGAAUGAACGUUUUCCUAUUUUUUCUUUCAUCUGUUUCUGUAUAUCUGCCACGUGUAAAUUGUGAAAAGUAUGUGUCAAAAGUUUGUAAGAUGUAACUUUCUGAGAACAAUUGUACUAAAAUGCACUUAAUAAACACCUUGGAAAACAA
Molecule: messenger RNA, 7344 nt
Organism: Girardinichthys multiradiatus
Lineage: Eukaryota; Metazoa; Chordata; Actinopteri; Cyprinodontiformes; Goodeidae
Product: ephrin type-B receptor 1-B
Exons: 16
Coding region: 216-3239 (1007 amino acids)
Biological process (GO): protein phosphorylation; cell surface receptor protein tyrosine kinase signaling pathway; axon guidance
Cellular component (GO): neuron projection; plasma membrane
Molecular function (GO): ATP binding; protein binding; transmembrane-ephrin receptor activity
Source: RefSeq, a predicted model, not a curated record